AUGAACUCCAACAACUUCCGGGACGACUCCUUGGGCUCAGUGAAGCUGGACACGCGGUCCCUGGAGCCCAACCAAUGGCACCACUACCGCCUGAAGCUGGAGGAGGGUCAGGGAGGAGAGCUAGAAUUUGACGCCUACCUGAAGCCCGCUCAGCCCUGCAAGCCGCUGAGCCGGAAGGAUGAGCUCAUCGGUCAGGCGGAGGUGAGCAUGGAGAAGUUCUAUCCGCACGGCUUUGAGGGUGCGCUGCCCCUGCAGUUGAACGACAAGCCCACGGAGGGCCUGGUCCACGUCUUCAUCGAGGUGGAGCCCAAGGGCGUGAAGCUGAAGAGUGGGCACCGACGUGCAUCAUCCCAGAUGAGCAUCGCGAGCGUUGGGAGUCUGCCGAGCCGCACGCCCAGCGCCAGUGCUGUGGCUCGUGCGCGGUCGCAGGCAAGCGCAGGCCAGGCAAGCGUCUCUGAAAGGCCUGCGCCUGGCUCCCUCGGCGAGGCCGAGAAGAGUGUGCUGCAAAUCCGCAUCAACGAGGCGAUGAACCUUACCAACCGCGACAGCGGCCUCUUUGGCGACGUGUCAGACCCCUACGUGGUGGUGCGGGCUGCGGGUGUGGAGCAGAAGACGCCGACCAUCAACAACAACCUGAACCCGGUUUGGGAGGGCGACAACCUUUUCAGCUUCAACAUCGGAGCCGAGGAUCACAAGGUGGAGUUCGAGGCAUGCUGUCGUGAGCCGUGA
Messenger RNA from Effrenium voratum, 729 nucleotides. Lineage: Eukaryota; Dinophyceae; Suessiales; Symbiodiniaceae. The record is from the annotation of a GenBank genome assembly.